UUGGUCAGUUGUCUAAAGGCAUCGCGCUUGGAAACGAUCUGAUUGGUUAGUUGUGAAAAGGAGACAAAUUUGAAAAUAAAAAUCGUUCAUCAUAAACGCUAUCUACACAUGUAAAAUUAAAGUUCCGUUCAUAAGUGAAAUCUUGAAAAUCUUUGAGUUUUGAGGCAAAAGAAAUAAUUGAAUUUGUUUACUGGAUCAUCUUGUUUCUAUAUUUGAACUUUACUUUUUCUCAAUCCUAUUUCAAAUACCUAAACUAAAAAAUUUUUUUGGCGCAAAUCUAUUGACAGUACUCGCCGACUUGUUUGUUAAAAUCGACAAAAAAUGACUCUCGACAUUACAGAUAAGUAUUUCAACCAACACAACAAGAAAAUGUGGUUCAGAAAGAACAUCGAUUCGUCCAACUUCAAGAAACCUAUCUUGACUAGUACACCUCUAGAUGUACCGAGUAGUAAAUAUUUUGAUGACAGUGGUUACGUUAGUCCUCCCUGCAACACAAUAACCCCAUUAAAUUUAAAUGAGCGCUUCGGUCAAGAACCAGUGUCGAUUGAGAAAUUUGAGGUGUCCCUUGACCACGAAUACCAGGACGUUCCUCAGAACCGGCUUGAUUGGCAAGAAGCUGAAGAGGAGGAUGUACUCGGUAAAAAACAACUACGAAGAUCUCUUAAUGCAGUUUCUCAGAAACGUGUGAACACUGAAAAUAUCACAAUAUUGAGGAAAAGCUUCGAUUGUUCAAAUAUUAUUGGCAAAAGGAUAGGUAGGAAAAAUUGUGAUAUUGUUUCUGGAUUGGAUCAAAGAAACAUUUCUGCAUUUCUUACAAAGUUAGUAGGCUAUCUGUCUCCUGAAGAUAUACACAGCAUAUAUUAUGUCAGUAAACGGUGGCAGGUCGUUUGUGAUAAAAUCUCUCAAGCACAGAUUAAGUUAAAACAGUUUCAAGCAACGAGGAGAUUAGCUGCAAUUGAAAAUAAGGAAAACUUCAACCGCAAAUGUGAAACCAAUGUUCAGAAAACGACGUUCACAAAAUCUGAAUUGUUUCUUCAACUUGCUGCCUCUUUACAAAACGACCAGCAUCUUCAGAAGUGUCCAAAAUGUCAGCACCCAGCCAAAGUUCAUCCUGUUGCCGACAAAGGCGUUUGUACAAACAAUGCUUGUGAUCACCAAUACUGCUCAAAAUGUCUGGCUAAUUAUCAUGGUUCAGCAUCUUGUGUUCUCAUAGGUGUCAAACGGUUACCGAAAGAAAUUCUCAAUACCAAAAAAGCCAAAAAGUUUCUAAAGCGGCUAUGAGACCAAAAAUGUGGAAGGCAGAAUAUAAAUCUUAAAGAUAAAAUUAAAAAAAGUCCACAACUACUGGAGAACAAAGUGGAUGGUGCUGUCCCAAAAGACAGCCACAACAUAUCUGGCUUUGCUGCUUCUGUGAGAUUUCGGAUAUUCUAGUGGCAAGGAGAUUGCAAGCAUUGGCGAUCUUUUUUUUUAAUUAUCCUUUCUCAUCCUUGAAAUCUACCUCACAGUAUUUGGAUGAUCUCAGUGAAAGGAAAAUAACCAAAUCAUCUGGAUUAGCAACUUUGGAAGACUAUCAGAAUAGUCAUGCUAAAAUGGACUUUUAAAAUUGAUCUCCGUCUCUGCACACACACGCAUUCCUCAUUCUAUGAACAAAAUCUAUUGACUAAAAGUAAUCUGUGACUGUGAUAUGUAUAUAAGAUUCCUUUUCUAUGUGAAUUCCUUGUCUUUUAUCUAAAGUUCUGAUUUCCUUCAUAUUUAUAUAAAGCCACAUGAUGGUUAAUAAAUAAAACAAAAGUGCUAUUAUAAACUGAUCUCUCUUAACUGGUAGUAUUAUUGGAACAGCUAAUCCAGUAAGAGCAUUUUCAGAAAUAUAAAAGUAUUUCAAAAUUUAAUUAGUAUUUUAUAUAAUGUGACUGAUUAGGUCUUCAUAGUCAUUUUAUUGGGUAGAUAAAGUGUAAUCUACCUAAGUCUAUUAACACAGCAGAGACCAGGGUAAACAUGACUUUAAUGCAGUAUUUAUUAUUUUUGUGUUUGUAUCUCGUAUAUUUGUGUCUGUGCUUGUGACCACAUCUGAGUGCAAUAUUUGAGGUGAUUAUUGUCUUAGAUCACCAAGUGUCUUUGAAGUGAAUGUAUUUUAAGUGUGCAUGAAUUCUUUGAUUGUGGCUUCAAGUAUUAAAGAAAAUAUUUGCAUUAAAACAUGAUUGGAUUUUUCACAUAAUUUUGGACGUAUUUAAUCAUCAAUGUUAAAUAUGUGCAUAUUUCUUUUAGGACUUUGUGAUAAAUCCAAAAGAUCAUCUACCCUCAUGAACUUUCUAAUGAAGCCUAUUGUUUCAAACUUUACAGAGAAAUAAUAAAAAUUUUACAAUUGG
Molecule: messenger RNA, 2366 nt
Organism: Octopus bimaculoides (California two-spot octopus)
Lineage: Eukaryota; Metazoa; Mollusca; Cephalopoda; Octopoda; Octopodidae
Product: F-box only protein 5
Biological process (GO): regulation of mitotic nuclear division; negative regulation of meiotic nuclear division
Cellular component (GO): nucleus
Molecular function (GO): zinc ion binding
Source: RefSeq, a predicted model, not a curated record